This is a messenger RNA of Porites lobata, 1998 nucleotides long. The record is from the annotation of a GenBank genome assembly. NCBI's taxonomy places the organism in Eukaryota, Metazoa, Cnidaria, Anthozoa, Scleractinia, Poritidae.
AUUGGUGUAGUCGUUGCAACUUUCCUUUUCAACACUGGACGUAUUAUAAAAGCAGUAGCCAUCUUUAACGAAUGUUUGGUGCUCCUUAACGGUAAAGCCCUAGAGACAAUCAAAGAACUUACCACACCACUUCUUAUCUAUGUAUACUAUAACCUUCUUGAUGGCUAUACUCUUGUGUGCGAUCACACCCGUGCUAUAGAAUGUGGUAAAAAGCUUUUAGUGACACUACACAAUAGUGGCCAAAAAGAAGUAGAAGGGAUGACAUUACUUAAACUAGGGAACAUCUACUAUGAAAGAAGCAAAUACGAAGAAGCAAAACGGUUUUACGAGAAGGCACUCAGCAUCAUGAUUGAGGCUGGAAAUAAUCGCGAAGUUGGAACAAGUUACGGAAGUCUAGGAGCUGUGCUUGUUUCUGUUGGUCAAUAUACUAAGGCUGAAGAAUACCUUCAAAAAGCACUAGUGAUCAGUAAAGAAAUCGGUGACAAAGAAGGAGAAGCAGCAAAUUACGGAAAUCUAGGAACUGUGUUUCAAUCUGUUGGUCAAUACACCAAGGCUGAAGAAUACCUUCAAAAAGCACUUGUGAUCAGUAAAGAAAUCGGUGACAAAGAAGAAGAAGCAUCAGAUUACGGAAAUCUAGGAACUGUGUUUCUUUCUGUUGGUCAAUAUACCAAGGCUGAAGAAUACCUUCAAAAGGCACUAGUGAUCAGUAAAGAAAUCGGUGACAAACGAGGAGAAGCAUCUGCUUACGGAAAUUUAGGAACUGUGUUUCAAUCUGUUAGUCAAUAUACUAAGGCUGAAGAAUACCUUCAAAAAGCACUAGUGAUCAGGAAAGAAAUCGGUGACAAACAAGGAGAAGCAUCUGCUUACGGAAAUCUAGGAACUGUGUUUAAAACUGUUGGUCAAUAUACCAAGGCCGAAGAAUACCUUCAAAAAGCACUGGUGAUCAAGAAAGAAAUCGGUGACAAAAAAGGAGAAGCAUCUGCUUACGGAAAUCUAGGAACUGUGCUUCAAUCUGUUGGUCAAUAUACCAAGGCCGAAGAAUACCUUCAAAAAGCACUAGUGAUCAGGAAAGAAAUCGGUGACAAAAGAGGAGAAGCAGCUGCGUACGGAAACCUAGGAACUGUGUUUCAAUCCGUUGGUCAAUAUACCAAGGCUGAAGAAUACCUUCAAAAAGCACUAGUGAUCAGGAAAGAAAUCGGUGACAAGGAAGGAGAAGCAUCUGCGUACGGAAAUCUAGGAAGUGUGUUUCAAUCCGUUGGUCAAUAUACCAAGGCUGAAGAAUACCUUCAAAAAGCACUAGUGAUCAGGAAAGAAAUCGGUGACAAAAAAGGAGAAGCAUCUGCUUACGGAAAUCUAGGAACUGUGUUUCAAUCUAUUGGUCAAUACACCAAGGCUGAAGAAUACGUUAAAAAAGCACUAGUGAUCAGGAAAGAAAUCGGUGACAAAAAAGGAGAAGCAUCUGCUUACGGAAAUCUAGGAACUGUGUUUCUUUCUGUUGCUCAAUAUUCCAAGGCUGAAGAAUACCUUCAAAAAGCACUAGUGAUCAGUAAAGAAAUCGGUGACAAACAAGGAGAAGCAGCAGAUUACGGAAAUCUAGGAAAUUUGUUUUUUUCCGUUGGUCAAUAUACCAAGGCUAAAGAAUACGUUCAAAAAGCACUAGUGAUCAGGAAAGAAAUCGGUGACAAACAAGGAGAAGCAACUGCUUACGGAAAUCUAGGAACUGUGUUUCAAUCUGUUGGUCAAUAUAUCAAGGCUGAAGAAUACCUUCAAAAAGCACUUGUGAUCAAGAAACAAAUCGGUGACAAACGAGGAGAAGCAGCAGAUUACGGAAAUCUAGGAGCUGUGUUUCAAUCUGUUGGUCAAUAUACCAAGGCCGAAGAAUACCUUCAAAAAGCACUAGUGAUCAGAAAAGAAAUCGGUGACAAAAAUGGAGAAGCAUCUGCUUACGGGAAUCUAGGAACUGUGUUUCAAUCUGUCGGUCAAUACACCAAGGCUGAA